Molecule: messenger RNA, 1324 nt
Organism: Bolinopsis microptera
Lineage: Eukaryota; Metazoa; Ctenophora; Tentaculata; Lobata; Bolinopsidae
Exons: 6
Coding region: 108-854 (248 amino acids)
Molecular function (GO): oxidoreductase activity
Source: RefSeq, a predicted model, not a curated record
AAUUAACAGCGUGCAGGAUCAUAUUUUGAUAGGCCACUUUUAUAUCGUCGAAGAUCUUGUCAUAAAAUUAAAAAUUACUAUUACACAUCUUUCGUGUUCUUGGUGAAAUGCUUUCAAAACAAGUUUCAACUGUAUACGAGUUAGUUUUUAUAUUUCUGUACGAAACAGUGGUUUUAUUACCGCUGAUUAUUAUGAUUGUUUGGACUUUCUCCCAUCUUGGUGGACUAGAUUUUAGUGAACAUGCAGAUAACUGGCAUCCGAUUCUCAUGCUUACUGGACUCGUAUUUUGUUUCUUUAACGCGGCAGUGAGCUUCAGGAUGCUUCCAUUCGAGAAACCUGCCAAGAAAAAGAUUCAUGCAGCCUUUCAUAUUACAGGAUCAGUGUUAAUAGUACUAGGUCUAGUGGCCCAGUUCAGCUAUCAUCAAAGUAACGGUUACGAGCACCUCUUCUCCUCACAUAGCUGGAUGGGACUCUUCACUGCUCUCUGCUACAUAUUGCAGGUACUACUAAGUUUAGGAGUGUUCCAAGACUUCACCCCCAACCUGAACAUUCCUUUAAGAGUUCGCUACAAGCCCCUACAUGUGGUGCUAGGAACCGUCCUACUUAUUGCAGCAGGUCUUACGAUUGCCAUGGGGGUGACGGAAAAGGCAGCUUAUGCAAACCUCCAAUACGGAUCAUCCAGUCAGUGGUACCUAGUUCACGGUGUUAUCACUACUGUUUUCCUAUCUCUAGCAGCUACCUUCACCAUCAUAUCAGCAAAACCUGUCUCUGCACUACCCAAUACAGCAGAACCACGCCCACCACAGAUGGUUGAAGCAGAGACCACGUCCGACAAAGUUGCAGACAAAACUUAGAUCAAGAAACAUAUAGUAUUAUUUCUUUGUUUUAGGUUAGUUGUUGAUUCGGAACAAUGAUAAUGUCAUAACGAGGUAGCGGGAGUUGCUAGCUAUCAGCUAUGACAGUUCACAACUAGGACAGAAAUAAUCUAUUGGUAGGUUACGUGCGAAUGGGCUAAGUUACAAUUCUUUGUCUACGUUGAUUUUUGUGACAGAUGUUAAUUGACAGAAAUCGUUCAUGCUGAAUGCUGAUUGCAGAUUGGUUUAUUUUCUAUCAUCUGGUGGAUUGUCAGUUCAGCUCUAAGCUUCAUUUGCAACAUUAAAGGUGCCGAUAACAAAGAUUGCCGGCAGUACGCUUCCAUAAAUACUGAAACUAUUUUCUACAUCGGCCGCUUUAAAAUGUGUUCUUUAGCUAAGUUUUGUGUCAAUUUAAAAAUAUGAUUUGUAAAGUUCUAUAGUUCGAAAUGAUAAUCUAAGUUUUAUCAUGA